Messenger RNA from Protopterus annectens (West African lungfish), 2213 nucleotides. RefSeq names its product t-SNARE domain-containing protein 1-like. Lineage: Eukaryota; Metazoa; Chordata; Ceratodontiformes; Protopteridae. Gene Ontology annotation, cellular component: nucleus. The transcript has 4 exons. The record is from RefSeq and is a predicted model, not a curated record. Bases 181 to 1815 code for a protein of 544 amino acids.
CCUCCAGACAGAGACACUCGUGAAAACCCCAAAAUCUUGGUGGUGUUAGCAAAGGAUUGUGGGCACUCGGAUGUCGGUAUUUAAGAACCUAAACAUUUCUUUGCAGAUUAGCGGAAGUCAAGAGCAUUUGCCGACUACUUAUCUGCCACUAUCUCUUAACGGUAGGUCUGCUUUGGGGUAAUGUCUAGUCAGUACUCUGACACAGAAGUGGAGGAAGACGAAGAACUAGAAGCAAUGGAAGCUGAGGAGAAGUUUUCUCCAGACCUCAUCCUCAUGGAAGAUGAUAUCAAAAGGGAAGAACAUGAAGAGGACCCAGACUAUGCCCCUGAAUAUAUGUGUGAUGCAGCAGUUGCCUCUGGAGAAGAAAGAAGUGUGCCCAUAGGAAGAAGGAAGCCUAAUUUCACCCAUGAGGAAACACAAAUCUUGGUGGAGAGGGUGAGCAAGAAUGAAUCAAUUCUGUUUGGAAAAGGCAGUGCUUAUUUUAGACAACAGUGCUGGCUCGCUGUGGCACAGGCUGUUAAUGCAGUGGGCAAGAAUAAUCGAGAUGUUGAAGAUUUAAAGAAGAGGUGGAGAGAUUUAAAGAGGAGGUCAAAAGACAAGCUGGCCAGUUUCCAGAGGGAGCAGAGGUACAUCGGGGAUAGACUUUCAUCUCAUAUCUCCUCCAUGAUGUCUGCCGAUCAACUUGCUAUGUCAAACUUACCUUGGGAAGUGGUCCAAGGGGUCAGUGACUUGGAUACAUUACAAGGGCUAGGAUUCUCAUCCACAGGUUUACAUGGAAGAUCUGUGGCAUCGUGGUCAUCCAGUGUCUCACAGCAUAGUCAGAAUAAUCGACAUACACGACCUGGGAAUGUGAAAAUGUGUGGUAACAAUACUGCGUCCAUUGAAACCAACAAAUGUAUUUCAGAUGGGCCUUCCUUAAGUUUUCCAGCAACAGCCAAUGACUUACAGUCAGAGGAGCAUACAGCAAUAUCUUCCUGUUCUACCAGUGAUGAUGCUGGAAGUUUAAAUGUAGAACAUACUGAAGGAAAAGGAAACAGGGAGUUAUUUCUUAGGGACAGCAAGCAGGCUGAAGAAGACAUAUCUGAAGACUCAGAAGCACUAAUCCAGAUGAAAAGCAGACAUGGACAUGAUUCUGAUGAGAGAGGUAACAGGGUACAGGCAGAGGAUACACAAGAUAAUCCACCACCUUGUGACUCCACACAUGAAGAUGUAAAGCAGCUGCCUGAAGAUGAGGAUUCUCUGCUAACUGGACGUGUAAAAUUGAAAUCUGGCCAAGGCCGAAAACGGCAGGAGCAGGACAGAGAUUAUUCAACUGAAGUAGAGCAUGAAUUUUUGGAGGUGCAGAGAAGUCUAGUUCAGGAAGUCUACCUUCUAAGACAGGAGAUUGCACAGCAGCGUGUAGAACAGUCUGAUGCCCUUGGGCAGGUGCUCAGAAGUCAUAAAGAGCAACUGCUAAGUAAAGAACAACUUAUACAGAGCAAUGCUGCUGUUGCCAGUGCAUUCAUCAAGGUGGGUAAAAAUCUGGAGGCCCUGACUAAGGUCUGCACACAGCUUCUUGCUCAGCAGCUUCACCAUAAGCACUUCAUGUGGGGUGAGGACCAGAGUACAGAUGAUUCAGCUGUUCCCAACACAGAGGGAAAUCCUUCAUCUGUCCCUGGGGAUUCUGCAUCUAUUUCCACUUCAUCUGCUACUGUUUGUGGUCAGGUGGAAUCUAUUGAUGAUCGAGGGAGAACUAGAAAUCACCAGUGUUGUUCUUUGCAGACAUCUGAUGCCACUUUUCCAGGGGACCCAUCAAGAAAAAGGAGGAAAACAUAAAACACACUGUUGAUGUUACAUUGCAUUUGACAUACUGUAAACACUGGCUUGUAAUUAAUUGGUUACUUGUGCUGCUUUCUACUUUUCUACCCAUUUUACCUACAUUGCAGUUUUUUGUAGUAUCUUUACAUUGUGCUUUAGCAUAUUUUAAAAUUCAUAUCCAUUGCAUUCUCCAUUUCUCGUGAACCAGAUCCAGGCUGCUUUGGCCAGAUACUGGCUACUGUCCUAGGUGGCAGAAAAUAGGUCAUCAAGUUAUAUAAAGGAGAUAGUCCUAGCAGCUCUACAUGUUAAUACUUUUUGAACCACAUUUCUUUUAAAGUACAAUAUGUUGCAUUACAAUGUAUUUACUUUAUUUUAAAAUGCACUGUAUAUUGCAUUAAAAUGUAAUGUUUACUAUA